AUGGCAUAUCGAGCUGAAACACGUGCCAAUAGCCAUAAAUUGUCAAAAUCUGAAGAGGAAUCGCUUGUCAAAUGGAUACUCGACCUAGACAAACGUGGAUUGCCUCCUCGACACUCUCUUGUACGAGAGAUGGCUGAUUAUCUUCUUUCACAACGUGGAAAUCAACAGGUUGGAGAGAAAUGGGUAUAUAAUCUUAUUCGACGUCGCCCAGAGAUCGAAUCCAAAUUUUCCCGGAAAUAUAACUACGAGCGUGCUAAAUGCGAAGAUCCAAAGAUAAUCCAAGAAUAUUUUGAUCGCGUACGAGAGGUUGUAUCAGAACAUGGAAUUUUACAAGAAGAUAUCUACAAUUUUGAUGAGACCGGCUUUGCUAUGGGUCUUUGUGCAACUGCCAAGGUUAUUACUGGAAGUGAUCGAUAUGCUCGGCCAAAGCUAUUACAGCCUGUUAAUUCGAUUGGGUGGGCAUUGCCUUCGUACAUUAUUUUCAAGGCAAAGAAAUAUACUCGAUUAGGCUGGUUUGAGGAUCUUCCAGACGACUGGAAAAUCAAUAUUAGCGAUAAUGGGUGGACAACAGAUAAGAUUGGAUUAGAAUGGCUUAAAACUCAUUUUAUUCCUCUUACCGAUGGCCGUACAUUGGGGAAAUAUCGGAUGUUGAUUCUUGAUGGUCAUGGAAGCCAUUUAACAGCUGAAUUUGACCGUACAUGCACUGAGAAUAAUAUUAUUCCACCUCUUGAUGUUGGCUGUUUUGCUGUUUUAAAGCGACAUUAUGGACAGCUUGUUGAGCAGCGAACGAGGCUUGGAUUCAAUCACAUUGACAAAAUCGACUUCCUCACUGCAUUCCCGAAGGCUCGUACAAUGGCAUAUAAAGCUCAAACUGUUCGGAAUAGCUUUAUAGCAACUGGAUUAAAGGAACUCCAUAAUCUACGGGCUGCACAUGAGAAGGAGAAGCAAAAACGUCGAAGAUCUAAGCAGCAAAUAUCUCAUGAGCAGGGAAUUACCAGAGAGGAAGCUCAAGCACUCGUUCAAGGUCAGAUUGAAGUAUCUCAGGCCGUUACUACUGCUCCGGCCGAGCCUGAGCUCCCAGUCUCUCAUCCACCUGUACGACGUCAAUUUCGCUGCAGUGGUUGUGGUGUUGCAGGACAUAAAAUAACUGGAUGUCCUAAUCGUAUUAGUACUUAA
This is a messenger RNA of Talaromyces stipitatus ATCC 10500, 1176 nucleotides long. RefSeq lists its product as uncharacterized. The transcript has 4 exons. Gene Ontology annotation, molecular function: DNA binding. Bases 1 to 1176 code for a protein of 391 amino acids. The record is from RefSeq and is a predicted model, not a curated record. Gene Ontology annotation, cellular component: nucleus. Lineage: Eukaryota; Fungi; Ascomycota; Eurotiomycetes; Eurotiales; Trichocomaceae.